UAGGGAUACCACUGGGCCCAGGGAAAGACCUGUGAGUGUGCAUGGUGCCAUUUUGUCCCAUGGCUGAAGAUGGUUUGCCAAAAAUGUAUUCUCAUCCUCCAACAGAAAGCAGUAAAAUGACAACUGAAGCAACCACUUUCUUUGGGGCUGAAAACACUACUCCUAAAUCAGAAACAACCAUUACUUCAGAAGGGGACCACAUUACUUCAGUGAAUGACUAUACACUAGAAAGUGACUUUUCAACAACAGACAGCAAGCUUACAUCUCCAAAGGAAAAAGUAAAAUCAGAAGAUGACACUGAGUCCCAUAUUAUUAAGUCAUCGACCCAUCUGGAGAAAGAAAUUACUACUCUGACAGGCACAACAAACUCCAUGGCUAAUGAUUCUAUUACUGAAAUUUUAAUCCCAGUGAAAAUUGGUAAUAUUUCAUCACCAGGUGCUACUGUUUCUUUAAUAGAUUUUUCCACUAACAUGGCAAAAGAAGAUAUUCUUUUGGAUACCACUGACCCAGGGAACGAAAAUGUCUCAAUAACUUCUGAAGUCUCUGGCACAUUAAAGGAAGGCACCGCCAGCAUUGCAGACACUCCCAUCCUUCCAGCUAAGAAGGAUGAACUUGAUGUUAACAAUUGCAGUUCCUCGGUUAAAUCCAAUGACACUGCUGAUGAGGCUGUCCAGAUCACCAACUCGUCUAUUCCUAAGGCUGAAAUCUCUCCUGUUACUGAAAAAAACUUCACUAUUCCAGAUAUAACUGCCCUUACAGAAGAGAAAAUAACUGAAAUUGACUUAAGUCUUCCAGAGGAUGACCCCAAUGCUGUGCCUAAACUAACAGACUCCGAUGAGGAAAAGUUCAUCACUGUGUUUGAACUUACUACCGCUGUCGAAAGAGACAAAGAUAACCCAGAAGAUAUUCUGCUGAUCGAUGAAGAGUCAAUGGAUGAAGUCAAUGUUUGGAUGGAGAAAGAUAGCACAAAUGAAGCAAAGAAUCAUCCCGUUUUGCUCACUGCUGUAGAAUCCAGAUAUGACUUUGUAGUCCCAACAUCAGUAGCUAUGAACCUCACAGAAAACUCAUCUACUAUGACAAAAGAAGAUCUGUCCAAAAGUAAUACAAUGGAAUCUGUAACUAAGGAAAGUAAGCCACUUUCAGAAACUACCCCUGAUCCAGAUACCCUAAACAAUGAGGAAGAUGCUUUUACAACUGAAAUGGGUGUCUUUAAGCUACUGAAAGAAGAACCAGAUGAGUUCCUGAUUUGAAAGCAGCAAAUCAGAUGCCACAUAGAAUUGAGCAACAGCCUAGACAGCUAAUUUUAACAUCUAAGAAGUUUGUCCAGCAAGCAAAAAUCUUAACAAAGUAAAGAA
This is a messenger RNA of Ailuropoda melanoleuca (giant panda), 1355 nucleotides long. RefSeq names its product calcium binding protein, spermatid associated 1 (gene CABS1). The transcript has a single exon. Gene Ontology annotation, biological process: spermatogenesis. Gene Ontology annotation, molecular function: calcium ion binding. The record is from RefSeq and is a predicted model, not a curated record. Gene Ontology annotation, cellular component: motile cilium; mitochondrial inner membrane. The coding region runs from base 42 to 1250 and encodes 402 amino acids. Lineage: Eukaryota; Metazoa; Chordata; Mammalia; Carnivora; Ursidae.